Molecule: messenger RNA, 693 nt
Organism: Trematomus bernacchii (emerald rockcod)
Lineage: Eukaryota; Metazoa; Chordata; Actinopteri; Perciformes; Nototheniidae
Product: ankyrin repeat domain-containing protein 66
Exons: 3
Coding region: 112-579 (155 amino acids)
Molecular function (GO): protein binding
Source: RefSeq, a predicted model, not a curated record
UUCACGCCCAGCAGGUGGCAGCACUGAGCCUUAGCAUCUCGGGUUUAGCAACACUAGCAGCAGGCACCAUGUUUGUUUGUCUCUGUUUCCAGGUAACCACUCAGCGGUGAGAUGACGGAGCUCCACCAGGCUGCAGCUGCAGGAGAUCUGCUCCAAGUCCAGGAGAUUCUGAGGCUCAAAGGAUGUGAUCCGAACCAGAAGGACGAGGAGUGGAGCUGCAAAACCCCCCUGCACUGGGCAGCUGCUGGAGGUCACGUGGAGGUUGUGAGGCUCCUGAUUGGUCACGGGGCGUGUCCCUCUCUGAUGACAGAGCACGGAUGGACGGCCGCCCACAGCGCCGCGGAGGCCGGACGCCUCCCUGUCCUGAAGCUGCUGCAGAGCCUGAACGCACCGCUGGACCUGGAGGACUUAUGCGGAGAGACGCCUGAACGCAUCGCGCAGAUCUACGGACACCACGACUGUGUCAGAUUCCUCAAGAAAGCAGAGGUUGAGGCUCAGAAAGGAAUCUCAUUGGACGACACUAACGAGGGGCGGAGCAAACAGGAGAACAAGGAGAAGAGGUGCAAGAAACUGGCGUAGGCUCUUUAUGAAAGUCAUUAUAUUCCUCCCGGUAAUCAUCAAAAUAUGCUUAAAAAGUCACUGAAACAAACAGGAAUCCCUUUACCGUACACAGUGUUAAGAAACAAACAUUUG